CGCCCUUGCAGGUGCUCACGUCUCGACCGACUCCGCAGGAAGAUCCAUUUUCUUGGUGUUUAAAGAAAAGAAAAAUGUCCCCGUGUCUGUAGAGAUGAUUUGCAGUUCAGCCAGGCUGAAGCUGAGCGAAUGAGACUAUGGGCUGUGCCUCCGCCAAGCAUGUUGCCACUGUCCAAAAUGAAGAGGAAGCCCAGAAAGGGAAGAACUACCAGAACGGAGAUGUGUUUGGCGAUGAAUAUAGGAUCAAACCGGUGGAAGAGGUCAAAUACAUGAAAAAUGGGGCAGAAGAGGAGCAGAAAAUAGCAGCCAGGAACCAAGAAAACUUGGAAAAAAGUGCCAGUUCCAAUGCAAGACUUAAAACAAAUAAAGAGAUUCCAGGAUUAGUUCAUCAACCCAGAGCCAACAUGCACAUCUCUGAGAGCCAACAAGAAUUCUUCAGAAUGCUGGAUGAAAAAAUCGAAAAGGGUCGAGAUUACUGUUCGGAAGAAGAGGAUAUCACAUAGCACCGAUUCUACCGCGCAGACCAGGAGCUACUACUGUGUAAAUAGGUUGCACCCCAGUUGAAAUCUUUGCAAAGGUCGGUCCUCUUCAAAGAACAGCACUAUAGCGAAAGAAGAUCGUUCCAUAUCGUAUGCCCCAUUAAAUUACAGUGUUUCUUAAUGAACUUGCAAAGGAAUAUUGCUAAAAACAAACAACAACAACAAAAAAAACUGUUCUCGAACUUUCUUUGUUGCUGCUAGUUAAAACUUGUUGCAACUUUUCACUUCUCUCGUGUCCAGGUAUGCAGCAAAAAUUCUGCAAUUUCACCUUAAAGAUACUGUUGGUUUUCCAGAGGCUCUCCAACCUAUUUUCUAUAAGAUGAGGUAGUGGUGAACUCAGAUAUCAAACUUCUGUUCUAGACUGGUUCUGCUUCUAAGCGUCUCCUCCCCUCUCUCCUUCCUCCCUGUCUCUCCCGAGCGGUCCAGAGCCAUGCUUCUCACUGGCAAUGCUGCGCUUUGGAGAUGGGAUGGUUGCUAUGGCAAGCCUUGUUUCUCGGCUAAGAAGAAGUAGAGAAGCCAUUAUCGAUUAAAAGCAUGUGGUGUGACAUGACUCCUGGAAGUGACACGGGAGCAAGCAGCCAGUUGUUUCAUUUACUAGGUAUCUUAAUCAAGGAUUGAGCUCGCAACAUUGGCUUUGCUCAGAUGCAGACGGAAGUGUGAUCACAAUCAUUUCGAAUCCCUCUUCCCCACUUUUUUUUUUUCUAAGAAAAUAAACAUUUUACUGUUUUUAUGGA
This is a messenger RNA of Pteropus alecto (black flying fox), 1273 nucleotides long. It is a transcript of the gene CUNH1orf21, whose product is annotated as chromosome unknown C1orf21 homolog. NCBI's taxonomy places the organism in Eukaryota, Metazoa, Chordata, Mammalia, Chiroptera, Pteropodidae. The transcript has 5 exons. The record is from RefSeq and is a predicted model, not a curated record. Bases 138 to 503 code for a protein of 121 amino acids.